This is a messenger RNA of Pterocles gutturalis (yellow-throated sandgrouse), 1310 nucleotides long. It is a transcript of the gene TRMT13, whose product is annotated as tRNA methyltransferase 13 homolog (S. cerevisiae). The annotation marks the transcript as partial. The record is from RefSeq and is a predicted model, not a curated record. NCBI's taxonomy places the organism in Eukaryota, Metazoa, Chordata, Aves, Pterocliformes, Pteroclidae. Gene Ontology annotation, biological process: tRNA methylation. The transcript has 10 exons.
GAAGAAAACGACAGAAAAAGAAUUCCAUGCCCUCUUGAUCCAAAACACACUGUAUAUGAAGACCAACUACAAAAGCAUUUAAAAAAAUGUAAUUCAAGAGAGAAGCCAAAGCCCGUCUACUUUGUUCAAGAUAUUAAUGCAGGUUUAAAAGAUGUAGCAGAAGUACCAGAAAAACAAGUACCUAUCUCUUCUCUAUCUAAAGAAGAGCUGGAGAACUUAAUUAUCAAGUUGAAAAAAGCAACUAAUGGCCUGGAACUUUGCCUUAAGGAACAAAUACUGUCCCAUCAGGCUUUACAAGAAGCCUUAAAUGACCCAAAGAAUGGGGAACCUGCUUUCAAACACUUGAAACAACAGGCUUCUAUUUUAGGUAACAUGGAAAAAUUACAUUUACUUGGUCCAGGAAGAUGUUUUGUUGAGUUUGGAGCUGGGCGAGGAAAGCUGUCUCAUUGGGUUGAUGUUGCCUUACAGAAUGUUGAAAAUGUUCAGUUUGUUCUUGUGGAAAGGGCAACUACAAGAUUCAAGGUGGAUGGAAAACAUAAAAGGAGAGAUUCGAUAUUUGAAAGGCUUCAAGUUGAUAUUCAACACUUAUGUUUAAAUAAGGUGCCUGUUUUGGAGAAGAAAAAACUACCAGUGGUAGGAAUUGGGAAGCAUUUGUGUGGUGCUGCAACAGAUCUUGCCUUGAGGUGCUUGGUUGAAAGUUAUACGACUUGCUGUGAUGGAGAAAAUGAAGAGCCUGCACCAAAACGCUCUAGGAAUGAUAACACAGAGGUGGCUUCCAACAAAUCUGAUAAUGAAAGCAACAAAGAUGACUGUAAGCUUGUAGCUGGAAUUGUUAUUGCACUGUGCUGCCAUCACAAGUGUGACUGGACACAUUAUGUAGGCAGAGAGUUCUUUAAAUCAGUAGGACUUGGACCAGUAGAAUUUAAUUAUUUUCAGAGAAUGAGUAGCUGGGCCACUUGUGGCAUGCGAGAAACCACAUCCAAAGCCUCUACAAAUGAAGAAAGUGAAGAUCAAAGUAAUGACACAGAAGAACAUGAGCAAACAUUCAGCAAGACAGAGAAUGGUUCUGAUACUUUACAAGGGAUACUUACUGUUGAAGAACGAAAGGAGAUAGGUUCCCUCUGUAAACUGCUGAUUGAUCAUGGACGGAUUGAGUAUUUGCAACAACGAGGAUACAAGGCUGCACUACAGUAUUAUACAGAGUCUGCUGUGUCCUUGGAGAAUGUGCUGUUGACAGCUGUCCCAAGUCCAUCUUUGAUACCAGAGCCAACUACAUGACAGGAGAUAUAUUUGGAAUUGGUGGGAAAAAA